AUGGCUUCCAUCGUCGAGGUCGCCCACGCAACCGACGGCGCCCCGGGCAAGCUCGCCGCGCCCGCUCCCGUCGCCCGCGCCAUGCCCGAGUGGUCAGACAAGGAGAAGGCCAAGAUCAGGCGCGUCUUCGACGAGUGCGAUGCGGACCACUCCGGCACCGUGUCCUUCGCCGAGAUCACCAGGGGCCUCGCCAAGGACAAGGAGCUCGCGCGCAUCCUCGGCAUUCCCAAGGAGGCCGCCACCGCCUCCGGCGUGGAGGACCUCAAGGCCAUCUUCGUCGGUCUCGACGUCGACGCCUCGGGCGAACUCGACUUCGACGAGUUCGGCCUCUUCUUCGCCGAAAGAGUCGAGAUCCUCCGCUACCUCCCCGGCGCCGACGACGACGACAAGUUCUGCGUGAUGACCGAGUCCGCCGCGCACCUCUCCCCGAACCUCGCCGCGUCGUUCGAGUCCAAGCUCGCCGCCGUCGAGCCCAAGGUGGACGGCCUCGCCGCCGCGAUGCUCGCGCAACUCCCCGCCGCGGUCAAGCACUUCCUGGAGCCCUCCGCCAUCCUUAAAGACGCGCGCGCGCGGGGCAAGUCCCUCGCCGCCGCCGGCCUCACCCAGGUUUCGCUCGACGCCUACGCCGCCGCGAUGCUCUCCGCCCUCGCCGACGCCCUCGGCGACGACGCCUUCACCUCCGCGCACUCCGAGGCGUAUGGCAAGUGCGUCCGCAACCUCUGCGACAUGUACAGGCUCGGCGCGGAGGACGCGCAAAAGGCGGAGAGGGAGAUCAAGGCUGCCGCGAUCGAGGCCGCCAAGGCCAAGCUCGCCGCCGAGAAGCUCGCCGCCACGGAGGCUGCCGCGAAGGCUGACGCCGACGCCGUCGCCAUCGAGGAGGCCAAGACCGCGGCCAUCGAGGCCGCCAAGGCAAAGCUCGUCGCCGAGAAGGAGGCUGCGCAGACCGCGCUCGCCGCGGCCAAGGCUGCGGCGGAGGAAGCCGCCAAGAUGGCCCAGGCCGCCAUCGACGCCGCCGACGCCGCGGAGAAGGCUGCCAUCGCCGAGCUCACCGAAAAGGCCGAGGCGGACAAGGCCUUGGCCGUCGAGGCCAAGAAGGCCAAGGAGGCUGAGGCCAAAGCCGCGGAGGUUGCCAAAAAGGAAGCCGAGAAGGCCGCCGCGGAUGCCGCCAAGGCGUGCGAGCUGGCCAACAAGAAGCGCAAGGAGGAGGACGCGCGGCGCGCGAAGGAGCGCGAGGCUGCCGCGAAGAAGGCGGCCAAGGACAAGUCCAAGAAGACCACCGCGGAGCUCCAGGAGGAGGAGGCGGCUAAGCUCGAGCGCCUCGCGAAGGCUCUCGAGGAACAAGCUCGCCGCGAGUACGAAGCCGCUCGCGCGCCACUCACGCUCCAACCGCUCGAAUCCUACGCCGUCGACGGCGCCGUUCCCGACAAGGGUUCGACAUGGCAGUACCCGACCGAGUCCGACGGGUGGUUCCGCAUCCACAACACCAUCCGCGCGGAGAUGACCAAGCUCGCCGCCGCGCUCGACGCGUGCGCCGCGACGGGUGAACCUUUGCCCGCGUGGAAAGUCGACGCGAUCAAGUCGUACUGGUCCCUCCACAGCGCGCUGGUGCGUGCGCACCACGCGCACGAGGACGACAUCUUCUACCCGCUCCUCGCCACGCGUUGCGCGCUCCCGCCCAAGCUGGAGAUUGUCCACGGCGACGUCCUCGAGCUCUCGGCGGCGGUUGACCUCGCGGUGAACGCGCUCGAGCCCGGCGCGGACCUCGUGCCGCUCGUGUCCGCCUUUGACGCGUACAAGGCGACGAUGGAGCCCCACUUCGCCGAGGAGGAGGCUGUCUGCGUUCCCCUCAUGCGCGCGUACUUCAGCUUCAAGGAGAUCGCCGAGGUGAUGGCGCCGAUGAUGAAGAAGAUGGACCCGCUGGUGAUGGGCGCGUUUGUGCACCACCAGGGCUCCAAGGACCAAUUCAUGAAGUUCAUGAAGCAGGAGAAGAUCCCGGCCAUCGCGUGGUACGCCGACUUCAAGUCCAUGCGCACCAAGUACAGGGCGGCGCAGGAAGCCGUCGCGCAGGCGCUGCUCACCGGCGUCGAGCCCGCGCAGGGCAAGCCCGCCAAGACGGGAAAGAAGGACCUCGCCGACGCGAUGCGCUGCGGCCUCGGCGAGUGGGCGGUUCCCAUCCCCGGGUACGCCCCGAUCUCCUUCGACGAGCCAAUUGAGAAGACCGAGAAGGAGGAGCCCGAGCCCGAGCCCGAGCCCGAGCCCGUUCCCACCGUCGAGGAGGAGACCGCGCAGGAGCCCGUCGAGGCGGAGGGCGCGGAGGAGGCGGCGGAGGAGGAGGCAAUCGCGGAAGAAGCCGAGCCCGAGGCGGCGGAGGAGGAGGAGACGCCCGAGGCUCCCGCCGCCGCCGAGGAGGAAGUUUCCGCCCAGGAGGAGAAGAAGGAGGAGGAGGUCAGCUUCGCCUAA
Molecule: messenger RNA, 2460 nt
Organism: Micromonas commoda
Lineage: Eukaryota; Viridiplantae; Chlorophyta; Mamiellophyceae; Mamiellales; Mamiellaceae
Exons: 1
Coding region: 1-2460 (819 amino acids)
Molecular function (GO): calcium ion binding
Source: RefSeq, a predicted model, not a curated record